AUGCUCUAUGAUUCCAUCCCUGAUUUACUUUCAUUUUUGCAUGGCAUUUUCAGUGAUGCCCCUACCGCUGUGAUCCAUAACCCGCACGUACACCGAAGUCAGCGUGACGAGUUGCAGCUGCGACAACGCGUACUCAUGGAAGCCGUCACAAUAGUUUCCGGUUGGAUGUACGAGGAGCCCUGCUUCAUUGAUCCCUCUGUCUACGGGGAGGGUAACGCCCGUCACAUCGAUGAGGUGCGACAGCGUCUGCGAGCCUUCAAGGCCGGCAUUAGCAGCUCUGUCAUGGAGCAGCUAGCGGCUGCUGCUCGACGUGUUGAGGAGAGAAUCGCGCCACCGGUGUUACCUGCUACUACUACUGCUGCUGUUGACACAGUACGGGUUCCCUCCCGCGGUGAACCCAGUACGCCCUCGACGUUGGCAGUGGCGACGCUUACUUCCUCUGGCCGACAGCCGAGGCCGCACAGCACGUUAAAUCUACCUGCCUCGGGAUCCGCUCGUGUCUGCACACCACAAGGAUCAAUUUAUGCUGGAGGCCCGACAAGCAAACCCAAUACAAAAAACUAUACACCGCAUGGCUCCAAUCAUGGGCAUGCUGACCGCACUUUGAGCAAUGGAGGGCACUUUGACAUAGCCAGUAUUUCCAAGGCAUCCUGCAAGCUCUCGGCCCCAUCCGUCCACACCCACCUUCUUAGUCCAGCCCUGAGUGUAAGGCGCACAGUUGUCUACUUUACUGCAGAGCAGGCGCGCCACAUAUCACCUAGCCUGCACCAUCUGACUGAGGGCUUUUCAUCGGGACCUGAGGGGCCUUGGCUGCCUGCUCACGUGGGGUCCAACGAGGUAGAAGACCGUGGACCCAUUGUCAGGACCCAUCAGCGGGAACAGACAGUCAGGGAACUUGAGGACUUCUACGGUGGUAACGGGGAUUAUCACCCGCACAGUCAUCACUGCCAUCACCGUCACCGCGUCCCCGCGCAAUUCUGCGAAUCGGAGCAAAGGAACCGCGUCCUCCACCACGAUAAAGGGUAUAAUGCCCGCGCUCCCGAUGUUGACUUGGAUAACAGCCUCUUAAAUUACCAAGGGGCACUCGUUCGUCCGCCAGGAGCGCUGCCACCCACACCCAGAGACCGCCAGAGUCCAGAAGCGGUGUCUACCAUCUCCACUAUUCGGCAUCCAAUUUGGGAUACCCCGGAUGUUCUGAAAACUUCCACCCGGUACCUCUCUUUGGACCUCUGA
Molecule: messenger RNA, 1233 nt
Organism: Dibothriocephalus latus
Lineage: Eukaryota; Metazoa; Platyhelminthes; Cestoda; Diphyllobothriidea; Diphyllobothriidae
Source: the annotation of a GenBank genome assembly